Messenger RNA from Dioszegia hungarica, 786 nucleotides. RefSeq names its product P-loop containing nucleoside triphosphate hydrolase protein. The coding region runs from base 1 to 786 and encodes 261 amino acids. The record is from RefSeq and is a predicted model, not a curated record. Gene Ontology annotation, biological process: transmembrane transport. Gene Ontology annotation, molecular function: ATPase-coupled lipid transmembrane transporter activity; ATP hydrolysis activity; ATP binding. Lineage: Eukaryota; Fungi; Basidiomycota; Tremellomycetes; Tremellales; Bulleribasidiaceae. The transcript has 5 exons.
AUGAGCAUCGUCGCUACCAACCUCAACUUUCGGUAUCCCGGAGCAAACAAGGACGUCCUACACGGUAUCAAUCUCACCAUCCUUCCCGGUACAACACUCGCUAUCGUCGGGCUGAAUGGCUCGGGCAAGACCACACUCACCAAGGCCUUGAUGGGUCUUUAUGAGCAUCAGGGGUCACUCCUCCUCAACGGUCGCCCCAUCACCGCUUACGACCCCGCAACGAUCCAUCGGCGGACGUCCUGUCUCUUCCAGGACUUUUGCCGCUACUCGUUCACGCUUCGCGAGAACGUCGGAAUCGGCAAUGUGGAUCAGAUGGCGGAGGAUACGGCGCUGGAGAUAGCGAUGGAUCGAGGUGGCGCCCUGGGGAUCAAGGAAAAGGUCGGGCUCGAGGGGAAAUUGAACCGAUAUGGGUCUGGCGGUGGGGAGGGGGAGGAUGAAAAUACCGCGAGUCUCAGCGGUGGUCAGUGGCAAAGGGUGGCGUUAUCGAGAUCUUUCAUGCGGGCGAGCGAGGCGGAUCUUGUCAUCUUCGAUGAGCCCUCGGCCAGCCUCGACCCUAAAGCUGAAGCUCAGCUCUUCGAUCGUAUCCACGCGCUCAGCCGUCAAAAUGGUAGGCGUUGCACUACCAUCUACAUCUCGCACAGAUUCUCCACUGGCAUGAAAGCCGACCAGAUCGCCGUUGUGGAAGAUGGGACUAUCACGGAAUGCGGACCUCACGCUGAGCUGAUGGCUAAGGCAGGGAGAUAUGCGGAGCUGUACAACAUACAGAAAGCAGGGUUUGAGGAGUGA